GCGGAGAAACGACUUGCCUGACACUGAUGGAGAAGCCAGCGGUGCAUUCGAGCCUGUGCAUUCCGCGGAACUUCAGUUGCAUGGCCGAGCUGUACAGCAGUUUGGCCGAGGAAUGUGCCGGCGCCGGUCUGGAAGGAGGGAACGAAUGUCACCCCGUGUGUCAGCAUCAAGAGAGGAGCCGAGAAGGCUCCAGCAACUGCGGCGGCUUUCCCAGCCCGGGUCAGCGCAGGAGGGCCAAGUCGUUGCCGGCUCCCGCCGACCGGAGCGGCACUUCCCUGGAGAAAGCCAGCGUCUGCCGCGCCAGCAGGAAGAGCGUCCGCUUCGCAGACUCCUUGGGUCUGGAGCUGACCACCAUCAGGCACUUCUGCGACGCCGACAUGCCCCAGAUCCCUCACCGGGUCAUGGCCAGGCUGAGGAAAGAACGACCCGAGCGAAUGCUGCCCGCCAACAUGAUGGACUUCCUGCUGGACAACACGGCACACACCCUGGAACCCAUGUUCAUCGACCCGGCCAGUUGCCCCGGCUUCCUGGAGAGGGUAAGGACGGACAAGGUUUGCUUGGAGACCAUCUCCACCGACAACUUCAGUGUCCUGGGGCUCGUCAGGGUCUCCAACAUCUCCUACGAGAAACAGGUGUUGGUCAGAUACACCCUCAACCAGUGGACAUCAUACGUGGACAUUGGAGCCAGCCACAACGCGCACUCUGUCGACGGCCAGACCGACACCUUCUCCUUCAAACUGGUCACCCCACUUUUCCUGGACACGGGCGGCACUCUCCAGUUCGCUAUCCGCUACUCGGUAGCAGGUCAAGAGUUCUGGGACAACAACAAAGGCCACGACUAUCAUGUACUAAGCCACAAGGUCAAAAUUUCGCCACCCAAGGACUGGGAGAACGGCUGGAUUCACUUCAUUUGAGCCAAGAAGGGGGGGGAGUUUAUUUACAGCAUCAGGGAUGGUGGUACAGUAUUUGACAGUCUCUCUCGCCCAGUCCUCCCCGUCUGCUACAAGGUUUCGGUUUCUGUUUGAAGGUAAAUUCUACCGUGGGACCACCGUGAGAACUGGAAAUUCUCCUUAACACCUUCCAGUCUGUGUGUGUGUGUCAGGGAAAGUUGGUCACAGACAAUACAAGCAAUAAGUUGAGUUGAAUUUUAGUUCUGAGGGUGGAAUUGUGUGUCAGAAUUGUGAAAUGGCAUUGUUUGAUUGACUACUUUACCAGAGAUCUUUCUAGCUAAUCUCUAAAGCUUGCAUCAUCUUUAGAGAGAAAAAAAAGUGUCUGUGAAACGUAACCUUUUCACCACUUCUGCAAACACGUUGCAAGUCUACAUGCCACUUAGAACAAAUGAAUGCAGGCAUCCUUUGACAUACCCCCUUCCCAAGAGAAGGUUACAUGGUCUGGCAACCCUCACAGGGUGACCAGAAUAAUCUCGCAUGACUGAUAAGGGUGCUGACAACCUUGGCAAGUUGCAUAUUAUAGUCACUGGGAGAUUAGUGGGAAGGGAGUGAGACACUAGUGAUGUCUUUUUGGAGUAAGUGUAAAGAGUAAGUUAUGAGGGAGGGGAGCUUAAGUUUAAAUUAUAAACAGAGUGAAGCAUCAACCUGACCAGCACUUGCUCAAAGGUUCUAAUGCUUCUGAUGGUUCUAAUGCUUCUAAUGGUUCCAAUGGUUCAUGUAUCCACCUUUCCAUAGUCAUUGGUGCUGGCUCUGAUUUGUUCUGAACCUUUUUCAUACCUCGAGUUUCCCUCUCCUCUGACUAUCAGUCUGAAGAAGGGACUCAACCCAAAAACAUCACUUAUUAUUACUCUCCAAAGAUGCUGAGUUACUCCAGCAUUUUGUGUCUUAUCUUUGGUAUAAACCUGCACCUGCAGUUCCUUCCUAUAUUUUUCCAAUGGUUUUAAUGGUUCUACUGGUUCCAAUGGGCAGCACAGUAGCAGCUGGUAGAGCUGCUUUCUCACAGCACCAGUGACCUGGGUUCAAUCCUGACUCCAGGUGCUGCCAGUGCGGAGUUUGCACGCUCUCCGUGUGAUGAUGUGGGUUUUCUCCAGGUGUGCAGGCUUCCCUCCAUAUCCAAAGACGUGGGGGUUUGUAGGUUAAUCGGUUUCUGUAAAUUGCCCCUAGUGUAGGAUACGAAAGUGGGAUAAUAUUUUUAAAAAGUGUGACCGGGUGAUCGAUGGUCAGCGUGGUGUGGGGUGUGUUUCCAUGCUGUAUCUCUAAACUAAACUAAAUGGUUCUAAUGGUUCUGAUAAUUCUAAAUCAACCAAAGGCUCUAACGAAGCAUUGCUCCCUUUAUAAAAAAUAUUCUGCAAAGGAUAUACAAUAUAUUUGAAAAAAAUUGAAAAAAACUAUCAUAAAUAAUUAUUUUAUGGAAAUGUUUUAGUAUUGUGAAGGUAUGUCUGAGUGAUGGACAAGAGAAAUAAACUCUAUGCACUUUGACCAAUAGAUAAUAAUCUCUAUAUUUAGAUUAAAUUUAUUUGCUCUUGUAAACUUUGAAGCCCUUGUUUAAACCAUGAAGCAAAGAUAGACUUUAGCUUCAGGAUUUGUUUAGUUUCAACACUAACAUAGCGUAUUGCUGAUUUUACAUUUGGUGCUACAACAUCCAUGGAUGUGAGCCACACAAUGUAAUUUGAAGGUGGAUCAAAUUGUAUCUGUAUAUCUGUUUAGCAAAUGUACAGUGUGCCCCUUUAAAUAUAUGCUAUUAUUUUUGUGAAUGAAAUAUACCUUUAAAAUGAAAGCAGUUUCCCUGUGGUUGAGCUACAAGGUCAAGGUCAGCAUCCUCCCAAUUUUGGCCUCAGUUCUUGUCUGAGUUGUCAUUCAAGAGACAAAGAAGAUUUGCCUGGUGUAGACUUUCGCCAUGAUUAGUGUGGGCCGAAGAGCAUGUUCCUGCAUUGUUGCAUGUUCCGUAUUGAACGCGACUAAUGUCUAUCUUACCCUUCUUUUUGACAAGUCAGAACUUAUGGAAUUGAAAUUAUGACACACGAGAGGCCUUUUGGUUCCCAGUAGAGGGUUUUAAUAUGUUCCUUUCCCACAUCUCUGCAAAUUAUUCCCUCAAGUGAAUAUUCAUUUCCUAUUUGAAGUUGCUGAUUGAUUGUGUUUCCACCAUCAUUUCAGGCAGAGAGUUUCAGAUCAUUAUCAUCUGCUUCAUGUUUUUUUCCUAAUAUUCCCUUGAAUCUUCUGCCCAACAUUUUAAAGCUCUUUGCCACCUGUCCUUCCAUCCGCGUACCUCUAUAUAAAACACAAUUUGCUGCUGCUCUAAUAAAUCUUAAAUGGUCAUCGCUUUAAACAAACAGAACAACUCCACCUUCUCUGAUUUAAGAUUAGUUCCCCUCUCCCCUCACACACAGUCUGGAGAAGGGUCUCGACCUGAAACGUCACCUAUUCCUUUUCUCCAGAGGCACUGCCUGACCCACUGAGUUACUCCAUUUUGCGUCUAAAGGCAAGUCAAAGAUAGACACAAAGGUGCUGGAGUAACAGCGGGUCAGGGAGCAUCUCUGGAGGAAAAAGGAUGGGUGAUGGGAAUCAAGUCAGCUCGUAGUUAUUGUCAAAUGCACAAGUGUGGUCAGGUGCAAGGAAAUAUUGCUUAGCUGCAGCAUCACAUGAACAUAGACUCGGGCCAGGCACGCCAAAAUAAGCAGCAGCAAUAACUCAAAGCCUUUACAUCUGUGGAGCCAUUAUUAAAAAUUCUACUCGGUACUUCUGCCUAGCUUCUUUUGUUAAGCAGCAUGCACAUCACAUGGAAUCUAAUGCAUUAUGCCAAGCUCAGCAUGCUUAUGGUGUGGUCAAGCAUUAGCUGGUCACCAGGUGAUUUGAGUUUCUAAAAUUCAAUGAACUCAGUGAAAGAUCAGAAUAGAACAGAAAUAGAUACUGUGUAGAUCAGGAGGAUGGUGAGGAUGUUAAGUUUUCAAUAAGCACCAGGAGACUCCUCUAUCAUUAUGAAUUGAUAAAGUAUGUACUCAGCUAUACUUAUAAGGAGAAGUAUUUUUUGAAUGUUAUAAUUACAGUGAUGCAGCUGGCAGAGCUGCUGCCUUACAGUGCCAGAGACCCGGGUUCAAUACUGACCUCGAGUGCUGUCUCUGUGGAGUUUGCAUGUCCUCCCUGUGACCACGUGAGUUUCCACCGGGUGCUCCAGUUUCCUCAAACAUCCUGAAGACAUGCAGGUUUGUAGGUUAAUUGGCUACUGAACAUUGCCAAUGCAGGUUUCUAGGUUAAUUCGCUACUGAAAAUUGCCCCUAGUCUGCAGGGAGUGGAUGAGAAAGUGGGAUAAAAUUGAACUUAAUUGAACAGUUCAAUUAAAAGUGGGGGGGGCGGGGGGUGAACUGUUAACAUGCGGUAUGUUGGCUCGAUCUGAAUGGCACACACACUGAAAGGAUAACAAUUUUGAAAUAAUACUUUAAAAAAAAAUGAUCUGGAUGAGAACAUUUUCAGACGUUUUGGAAAAAGAUUAUGGGUUGGUCCAAACUCCACAGCCAGCAGUGAAUGGAUGCAACAAAUGGCCUUUUCCUAAUUUGUACAUUCUUGUCUAUGAAUCGAUAUUAAAAAAAUAUUUUUACAGUAAUUUAUUUCAAGGAUUAUGUCAGCACAGAACAAGUGGACUAAAUUCCACAAAGUUGAUUCACUUAAUCUGUUAUUUUUAAAGUGGUUUUCUAAAAAACAAACAAACAUUAAUUUCAUUAAACGAGGAAGAAAUAUGCAGAUUGUAUCUGGAAUGUGUUUGAUGGACUGGAAUACUUCUAACCCCAUGCAUCCACUGGUAUUAAUCUGCAGAGACAACGUUGUGUUGCUACAGAUUAUUGUUAAUUUGAAGAUUAUUGUUGUGUCUUUAUUUGCAUUGUGACAUUUUUUUUUAGACUGUUUGAAUCUUGAAAAGUUUUUAAGAUUAGAUGGAUCUCUUUUUUUUUAAUGGCCUGUACAAAGUAAACCACCCAACUCAA
Leucoraja erinaceus (little skate) is the source of this 4924-nucleotide messenger RNA. RefSeq names its product protein phosphatase 1 regulatory subunit 3E. Gene Ontology annotation, biological process: regulation of glycogen biosynthetic process. The transcript has a single exon. Gene Ontology annotation, cellular component: protein phosphatase type 1 complex. The record is from RefSeq and is a predicted model, not a curated record. Bases 27 to 914 code for a protein of 295 amino acids. Gene Ontology annotation, molecular function: glycogen binding; protein phosphatase 1 binding. Lineage: Eukaryota; Metazoa; Chordata; Chondrichthyes; Rajiformes; Rajidae.